AAAAACAAACGAAAACGACAGGCAGACGUCAGUUUCUCCGGUAAUGGGAGUCAUCCAGUGGUUGCUGCAUUGAUAAUCGACAACAAACCCCUUUUAGUACAUCUUUCCCCAAUCUUUUAUCGUACUCAAAACAAAUAAAAGCAAUGAGUGAACUCGUGUGGGGAAUAAAGAACGGCGACAUGGACCAGGUUAAGGAUAUAGUUGAUAAUAAGGAAAUUGACGUGAACAAAGACAUUGAUGGAAGAGCCCCCAUUCACUACGCUGCUGACUACGGCCAAGAAGAUGUGAUUCGAUAUCUAGUUUCCAAAGGAGCUGAUGUCAAUGCCAAAGACAAGCAUGGAAUCAGUGUCCUUCUGGCUGCAGUUUGGGAAGGUCAUACCAGUUGCGUUAAGCUACUUCUGGAAAAGGGUGCUUCAAAGGAAGGCACAACCCCUGAUGGAACUACUUAUUACAAUGCAGCUGAAAAGGAAGAAAUCAAGCAGCUUUUAAAGUAGUCUGCUGUCACAUUUACUUUUUAUGUCCUAUUCUCAAAUAUAAUCAUUGAUAUUUAAUGUGCGUUUUUAGAUGUAUGAGUGUUUAAGAGUGUGCCAAGCAAAAAGCAAUGUGAUAUUCUCCCAAAAUCUAAAUUUUUAUUCACCUAGAUUAAAUGGAAUAUAAUUCUUCCUCUCAGAAAUACUCAUCUAGCACUUAGGCAUAUCAAAGAAGAACAAUCUAUAAUUUUCACUAAACUGCAUAGGACUUUACUGUAAUACAUAAAGAGAAUUUUAAUGCCAUUGUUUUUUGCAUUGCUUUUUGUUCAGGCUUCUUGUUUAAACCUGCUUAGUUCAUUAUUGAAUUAUGGUUUAAGAAUCUUUCAUUGUUGUUAGCUUUGCACUUGUGGUAACCAAUAAUAUUUGGAUUUUGAGGCAAAUUGGAAUUGGACCGAUCUCUGCAUAUUGUUGAAUUGGUUUGUGAGAGAUUCUGCAACAUAAUUUUCAGCAACAGUUAUUUCUAAGGUGCUUUAAUCUAAUCUUGGCAGUCUCAUCAGAGGAUUGGUGUUUUGUUUUUUUCAUCUCAUUUAUCACCUUCUUUCCAAUAUCAGUUUGAUCAUAUAACCCUGAUGUAAUUAUUAAUUAGAUACAUAAAAGAAAGGUCAACUAAAAUAAGUAAUCCUUCUGUUUUUCUUAGUAUUUUUGCAAUCAAGUAUUUCCCCAUGUUAAAGGGGUGUCAAAAGUCUCAAAAUUAGGUGUUUCAAACCUUGCAUUUCUCAUAUUUAAAUCUCUUCUACUAGUCAUCCACUGUGAUGUCUCAUCUCUGUACACUACCUGAAAGUUACUGGCGCCCCAUUUGGUCUUCGAAAUGACUUAUUAACUAAAGUUUUGUCGUGAGUAUUGUCUGUUGAAAUUUGUUCAUUUCACUGUAUAUUGUAUUGAGGCCACAAAUUUUAAUUGACCAUCUUUCAUGAAAGAAAAUUUUGCAUUGCCUCUACACUAAUGGAAUGUUGUCAGGUAGGCUUCUCUUGGCAAAUCUACUCUAACAGUUCUUUGUAGCCCUCCUUUUGUAUUGUGUAAUUUUCUUUAUGAUCUCUUUUAAGAGCAUAAGUAUUGGUAAACAAGAGAGACUUCAGACAACUAUAUUGUGAUAAGUUUUUUUAAUUUUGUGCGACUGAAAUUAAGUUCCAAUAAAAUAUUUAUGUAGCUGUA
Frankliniella occidentalis (western flower thrips) is the source of this 1682-nucleotide messenger RNA. RefSeq names its product myotrophin. Gene Ontology annotation, cellular component: nucleus; cytoplasm. The record is from RefSeq and is a predicted model, not a curated record. Gene Ontology annotation, biological process: regulation of barbed-end actin filament capping. The transcript is spliced from 4 exons. Gene Ontology annotation, molecular function: protein binding. Bases 144 to 494 code for a protein of 116 amino acids. Lineage: Eukaryota; Metazoa; Arthropoda; Insecta; Thysanoptera; Thripidae.